AUGAUUUCCUGUUUAGGAAAUGCGAAAGGUGAAUUGCCUGGUGGUUUUAUUUUAUUAAAUGAAAACUUCGACGUCACUGGACGAUGGAAUCGUGGAGAAGUCCCAUCAAAUGUUCAAUUUUAUUAUGACUUUUGGUACAAACCACGACACAAUAUCAUGGUUAGUAGCGAAUGGGCGGCUCCGAAUGUAUUCGAAAAAGGUUUCAAUCCGAACGAUGUUGCUUUAAAUAAAUACGGUCAUUCAUUACACUUUUGGGACUGGUCGAAACGAGAAUAUUUGAAAACAGUUGAUCUUGGCAAGGAUGGUUUGAUUCCUCUUGAAUUACGUUUUUGUCAUAAUCCACCUACUCCGUAUGGUUAUGUGGUAUGUGCGUUGGGUAGUUCUGUCUUCCGAUUUUAUCAAGAUUCAUCCAGUGAAUGGCAAGUUGAAAAAGUUAUUCAAGUGGAAAGUCUAACUGGUAAUGAUGGACAACCCGUCCCGGCCAUCAUUUCCGAUAUGCUCAUUUCCUUGAACGAUAAAUUCAUCUAUUUCUGUAAUUGGUUUCACGGUGAUGUUCGUCAAUAUGAUAUCAGUGAUCCAGCUAAGCCAAAACUAACCGGACAAAUUUGGCUUGGAGGUUUAACCAAAACUGGCAGUGAUUACAAUGAUAACCGUUCACUUCAUGGCGGACCUCAAAUGAUUCAAUUAUCGAUCGAUGGUAAACGUCUUUAUGUCACUAAUUCGCUGUACUCGUCAUGGGACGAUCAAUUCUAUCCAGGAAUUCGACAAGACGGUUCGUAUUUAGCAAAGAUCGAUUGCGAUAGUGAAAAUGGCGGCAUGAAAUUGGACCAAACGUUUUAUAUGUCCUUUAAAAAUGAACCGCACGGUCCAGCGCGUGCCCAUGAAGUGCGCUAUCCAGGUGGUGAUUGUACAUCGGACAUCUGGAUUUGA
Messenger RNA from Adineta ricciae, 930 nucleotides. Lineage: Eukaryota; Metazoa; Rotifera; Eurotatoria; Adinetida; Adinetidae. The record is from the annotation of a GenBank genome assembly.